GUAGAGUUUAGAGUUUCGAGCUUGCUCGGGUUCAAGAUUAGAGCGGCGAGAUUGUUGAAGAGAAUUUUUUUAACGCGUCAAAGUUGAUUGUGAUUUAAUUGGUGAUGAAUAAAUUUGGCAAAUUGAAUACUUCGCUGGAUAUUAUUCCUUUGCAAGGUUCAAGUAAUGAGGACAAAAGCAAGAUCACAAACAGGCAGAGAGUUGACGAACUUCCCAGAUCAGUCAUGAGGGACCCACUAAUGGUUUCACGAGUCUACGCGUUCUUACUUGACAAUGAGGACAAAACUUACAUAGAUGUGAACGAGAUUGCUGAUUAUUUACAAAAACGAUACCGUGACUAUCGCACAAAGAAACGCAGUGCCUUUAGGGCAAUGGUGCGCAAGGCGUAUAAUGAGAUUGCUGAUGGCUUGGCCAAAAAGAAUGAUUUCAAUCCCAAUGCUCCUUGGCAAGAAGAUGAAGAUGACGAUGAUGAAGACGUCGAGUUGGAACCGGAUGCUCCUAACGAUACAUUGAACAACCAGCUGCUGAAGAUGUAUAAAAAGAAUUUGGAUGGUCAGAAUGGAAACUCAAGUGACAAAGAGUUGAUAGAUAUUAGUAGUGACGAUGAGCAAGGUAAAAUGGAAGCAACAUCUUCUGGACAUGUCAAGAAGCCUAAGGAAUCCCAAUUUCCUGAAGAGCUCAAGAAUUCAAAGAAGCUCAAAGGCACUAAAGAGUCCAAGGAGACUGAAGAAAACAAGGGAACAAAUGAGCCGAAGGAUAUCCAUAGAGAGGUGAAGAAAAAUCCUAUGUAUACCAGAUCAAGCACUCCCAAGCCUUCGCCCUUGGAAGUAGAUUCCGCACUUCCAAAGGGACGCGUGUCUGAAAUAGUGUUACAAUCCCCCACUCCAGAGAAAGUUAAUAAAAAACGAAAAGUUGAAAGAGAUAGUAAUUAUGCAGUUGGCACUGCAACGCCAGCCAAAAAGAAGCGAGAAGUGACGGAAUCCAAAGUUCAAUUUGCCGAUAUCGGUGGAAAUACAAAAGUUUUGGAAGAAGUUUGCAAGCUUUUGAUUCACAUCAAACAUCCUGAGAUUUUCAAAAAAUUAGGUAUCUCUCCACCUCGAGGAUUCUUACUGCACGGACCACCAGGAUGUGGAAAAACACUGUUGGCUCACGCAAUUGCUGGGGAAUUAGCUGUGCCUCUAAUAAAAGUUGCUGCCCCAGAACUUGUCGCAGGUGUUUCAGGAGAGAGUGAAUCUCGAAUACGUGAUUUGUUUGAGCAAGCAGUAGCAGUGGCUCCAUGUGUCUUAUUCAUAGAUGAAGUAGAUGCUGUUGCGCCACAUAGGGCUACAGCUCAACGAGAAAUGGAACGACGAAUUGUUGCUCAGUUGCUUUCAUGUCUUGAUGAUUUGGGCAGCAAAGAGAAUGGUGAUCGUGUUCUGGUCCUGGGUGCGACAAAUAGACCAGAUGCGUUGGAUCCGGCUUUGAGGCGAGCCGGUCGAUUUGAUCGUGAAGUAUCGCUAGGAAUUCCCGACAGAGAAGCAAGAGCUGGAAUUUUAGCUGUUAUUACAACCAAGCUAGCUCUAGCAUCAGACGUCAGCUUAACUAGGAUAGCUGCACUUACUCCAGGUUUCGUCGGUGCAGAUUUGGUUGCGUUAAUCAGAGAAGCUGCCGUCGCAGCUGUUAAUAGAGUAUUCGGAGAUCUCAAGAAGAAAACUACUGUGGAAACUGAACCAGUUGAGAUCAAGGAGCCGGAAGAAGUUGUCAAAAGUAUUCCAGAUACUGAAGUUUGUAGUAAUGCACAACCGGAUUGUGACAGUAUACCAAAUGGAACUGAAGGGAGUAUCAGCGAAGGCAGCGUGGUGCCAGAAAUUGCGGCGGCAAAGCAGGAAAAUACCUCUAUGCCAAAUGAAUUAGAAUCUCAAAAUGUUGAUCCAGUUGAAGAAACAAAAAAAAUUACUGCCUUCUCAAAGUCGUCAGAACUGACUGAUUUGAUGAUGUGGCUUCACGACCAACCACCACUUUCGGAGGAGUACCUUCAAGGAGUGUUUAUCGAACAUCGGGAUUUUGAAGCUGCUCUGUCUGUUGUUCAGCCAUCUGCAAAGAGAGAAGGAUUCGCCACGGUCCCAGAUGUUACGUGGGAUGAUAUCGGAUCUCUACAAAAUAUUCGUCAAGAAUUGCAAAUGUCUAUACUGGCACCUGUGAGGCAUUCUGAAAAAUGUGCAGAGUUAGGUCUUACGACUCCGACUGGAGUACUGCUGUGCGGUCCUCCUGGUUGUGGUAAGACUUUACUGGCUAAAGCAAUAGCCAAUGAAGCUGGUAUAAACUUUAUUUCUGUUAAAGGACCAGAACUAUUAAACAUGUACGUUGGAGAAAGUGAGAAGGCCGUUCGCCAAUGCUUCAUUAGAGCACGAAAUUCUGCUCCUUGCGUCAUAUUCUUCGACGAAUUGGAUGCCCUGUGCCCAAAGAGAUCGGAAGGUGAUAAUUCGGCGACAUCCCGUGUGGUGAAUCAGAUGUUGACGGAAAUGGAUGGAGUUGAGGGAAGGCGCGGAGUUUUUCUUAUGGCUGCUAGCAACCGUCCAGAUAUCAUCGAUCCUGCUGUUCUGAGACCUGGAAGACUCGAUAGAAUCUUAUAUGUCGGAUUACCAAAUCCAACAGAUCGUGUUGAUAUUUUGAGAGCUUUGACUAAGAAUGGAGUAAAACCAAAACUAGCUACUGAUGUAGAUCUGGCCCAGAUAGGAUUUAGUGAAAAAUGCGAUGGAUAUUCAGGCGCAGAUUUGGCUGCCUUGGUUAGAGAGGCAGGCCUUGAGGCAUUGAAGGAGUUAAUUAACGGAUAUCAAGGACCUGUGGAAGUUGCGAUGAGGCAUAUUGGCACUGCUCUCGACAAGAUACGACCAUCGGUCCAAGAAAAUGAAAUUAAACAUUAUGAAAAGCUACGAAAAAUUUAUUCACCGGUGAAAGAUGAUUCGGAUGUUACUCCGAUGGAAACUCCGAUGGAAACUCCGAUGGAUGCACAGUUGGUCGACACAACAAUGGAAGCAAUGGAAACGUGAAUAUUCGUCUAUUUGUUGCCGAAGUUUUUUCACGAACCGUUUAUCUACGUCAACAAGGCUCUUCGCUGAAUGCAUAUGAGAUAUUAGAUUAUGAAGUUCAUUUAUUUUGACUGUGGUUUAUGAUUGUAUAUGUAGUGAUUAGCGAUUAAGAAUUCAUUGAUUUUUAUUAUAUAUAUACAUUCUUAUGAACAUCCCCGAAGGUCUUGUUGUGAAAGGGUUUAGAACCGAAUCGUUGUAUACGCGUCUCACAAUACAGCCAAAGAUAGUAGGCUAGUGUUGAGUUGUAAGUAUUAACCACAAUGUGGAAAGAUUUACGUAGCCAAUAUCAUUUCUGUAUUGUAAUAUUUGGAAAAUCAAAUUACCAGAGUACGAAUAAUGGAUUUAAAAAUUUC
Molecule: messenger RNA, 3421 nt
Organism: Diprion similis
Lineage: Eukaryota; Metazoa; Arthropoda; Insecta; Hymenoptera; Diprionidae
Gene: smid
Product: nuclear valosin-containing protein-like
Exons: 11
Coding region: 105-3029 (974 amino acids)
Biological process (GO): ribosome biogenesis
Cellular component (GO): nucleus
Molecular function (GO): preribosome binding; ATP binding; RNA binding
Source: RefSeq, a predicted model, not a curated record